CACUUAGUUGUUAGUUAGUUUUAGCUUAGCUGGCAGGUUAGAUAUUUCUUCAUUCCGUAUGUAUAUAAUGUGCAGGUACUGCACUGAAUCAGUUUAGUUUUUUCUUUCCACUCAUGUCUAUAGCUUUAGUUAUGGAUUUGGAUAUCUUCUCCUCCAUAAUUCCUUGAAGGUUCAUCAAUGGAGGUUCAUUCUCAUUCUACUUUAGAUUUCUAAUUUCAACAUCGUAUCAGAGCACAACUCUUUUGUUUUCCAUAUUCAUUUUUCGAUCAUUCUCAAUUUUUUGAAUUAAGUUUUGCUCGUUCAAAUUACAUGACCCUAGAAUUUGGGGAAUAUUGUUUUAAUUUGAUGCAUAGUGCUUAUGUACAGAUCAAAAUUUAGAAUUCUUCAAUUCAGUUGUUUUGAAAUUUCUCUAUUGAUUUCAAAGUUUUUUUCAAUCGAGAAUUUCUAGCCCUAGAAUAAUCACAUUAACACUCAAAUCAUGACUGAAACUCAAGCAUCAACUAAAUCAACUGCUGCUACAUUGACUGCAGAUUCUACUAGUCCAUUCUAUAUGCAUCCGUUAAAAAGUGCAGGUUCCACACUGUUUCCAACAGUUUUUUUUAUGGUACAGGGUAUAGAUCAUAGAGAUGAGUUGUACUUAGGGCAUUAUCAUUGAAGAGUAUGACUGAUUUUAUCAAUGGAAAGGUUAAGAAACCAGAUCCAGAGGAUUCCACAUAUGCACAAUCGGAAAGAUGUGAUAAUAUGGUGACUUCAUGGAUCCUCAACUCCUUCGCACCAAAUUUGAGGGGAUGAUUUACAGUAUGUUAAUAAUGCUAAGGAACUCUGGGAAGAGUUAAAGGAUAGAUAUGAUCAGGUAAAUGGUGCGAAAUUGUAUCAACAUCAAAGGGAAAUGACUUGGUUUACGGGAGAAUCGACAUCAUUGGAUAGUACGCAAAGAUGAAGAAACUUUGGGAGGAAAUGAGCACACUUGACACAAACUCUCAGUGCAUAUGUGGUGGAAAAACUAAGAUGCACAAAGCUGAGCAGGAUAGGUGUGAUUCAAUUUUUGAUGGGAUUAAAUGAAGUUUACACUAUUAUAAGAGGUAGUAUUUUGAUGAUAAAUCCAUUGCCUAGCAUGGCACCAGAAUUUGUAAUUUUGUCUCAAGAGGAGAAGUAAAGAGAAGUAAAACCUCACAACCUCACUAUUUUGGAAUCCACCUCCUUGAAUGCUGCUUCCAGUACUCAUAAUGCAACCUUUAGAACAAACUAUAACACAUACAAAGGUGCUUCCACCAGUGGAAGUAACAUGUAUAGAAGUCCUCCCCCACUUGGAAACAACAAUAGGAUUACAUAUCCUCAAAGUAGCUCUUAUCCACAGAACAGGUCACAUCUAUUUUAUGACUACUGCAAGAGACAUGGGCAUACUAGAGACAAGUGCUACAAAAUACAUGGUUAUCCCCAGAAUUUCAAAUUCACAAGAGGAAAGAACACAGGAUCUAUAGAUAAUGUGCAUACUAAUGAAGCUGAGAAAGGAUACUAUGAGGAGAAACAUGAAACCAAGAGGGAAGGAAAAAUGAAUCUGUUAAUGGAUCAAUAUGAACAACUGCUGAACCUGUUGGGAAACUUGCAAUCUAGAAAAGGCCCUUUUUUGAAGAGCCCUUUGGAAAUUGGAAGAAUAAGAAAUGGUUGUAUUUUCUAUGCUCAAAGUGUCACACUUGUUGCUCACCUUCUCUUAGUAACUGUUUCAGUUUAAGUUCUUCAUUUCCAUUUGUUGAUUGUUCUUUAUCUGUUGUUUGUAAUAAGAAGACUCUACCAUCUUUUGCAUCAAUAAAAUACUCUCCUACAAGAAAUA
This is a messenger RNA of Lycium barbarum (goji berry), 1831 nucleotides long. RefSeq lists its product as uncharacterized. NCBI's taxonomy places the organism in Eukaryota, Viridiplantae, Streptophyta, Magnoliopsida, Solanales, Solanaceae. The record is from RefSeq and is a predicted model, not a curated record. The coding region runs from base 1286 to 1732 and encodes 148 amino acids. The transcript is spliced from 2 exons.